Messenger RNA from Schistocerca serialis cubense, 1866 nucleotides. RefSeq lists its product as uncharacterized. The record is from RefSeq and is a predicted model, not a curated record. NCBI's taxonomy places the organism in Eukaryota, Metazoa, Arthropoda, Insecta, Orthoptera, Acrididae. The transcript has 6 exons. The coding region runs from base 1 to 1866 and encodes 621 amino acids.
AUGUUACGCCGUUUGUGCCCUUGCAUCCGCCGGCGUGCCGCUGACCGCGAGGAGCGGAAGAAGCUGAAGAAGAACAAGAAGGCGCAGCCGCCCACGACACUGGACAGUGGCAACAAGGCUGCCAACAAUGAACCACCGCAUCCCACCAUCUUGGAUGUUUGCGAUGCCACAUCCACUAGUGAGCCGCUGCCUCCCAGCAACGCUGGCAGUGGCGACACUAAUAGUUCUGUUUUGCUCAGUAACGAUAUUACUACUGCUGAACUGCAGCCCCCCACGACAAUGGGCAGUGGCAACAAGGCUGCCAACGAUGAACAACCGCAUCCCACUAUCUUGGAUGUUCACGAUGCCACAUCCACUAGUGAGCCGCUGCCUCCCAGAAACCCAGGCAGUUGCGACUCUAAUACCGCUGAGUCGCUGCCCCCCACCACCUUGGGCUGCGGCGAACAGUCUGCCGAUGUUAAGCCACCAUGUCCCCCCAUCUUGGAUGGUGGCUACUGCACAUCCACUAAUGAUCUCAUGCUACCCACCGCCUUGGGCACUGGCAAUUCUAUUCCUGCUGAGUCACUGCCCCCCACCACCUCGGGCUACUUCAACACAUGUGGCAGUGAUGAAGUACUGAAUCCCACCAUCUUCCAAGAUGGUGUCACCACCACUGAAUUAUCUUUAUUGCCUCAUGUAGCUGAUAUUGCACCAUCAGCCCUCCAAGGUGCACUUCUCACUGGCCCUCCCCCAAAGGAGGCUUUCCCUAAGAUUUCCAAAAAAAGAAGUCCAUCUGAUCAGCUGAUGUUACGCCGUUUGUGCCCUUGCAUCCGCCGGCGUGCCGCUGACCGUGACGAACGGAAGAAGCUGAAGAAGAACAAGAAGGCGCAGAUGUUUCGCCGUUUGUGCCCUUGCAUCCGCCGGCGUGCCGCUGACCGCGAGGAGCGGAAGAAGCUGAAGAAGAACAAGAAGGCGCAGGCUUAUGAUGUCUCUGACACCAUCACCUCAGGCGGCGAGACCACAACUACUGAUGAGCUGCUGCCCACCACCAACUUGGGCAGUGGCGAUGUUAAUGCUGCUGAUGACUCUCUGGCCCCCACCACCUCGCCUAGUGGAGGUAGUAAUGCUGCUGAGUUGCAACCCCCCACCUCCUUUUGCAAUGGAGACAACACUGCCGCCGAUGAACCGUCUCACCCCACUGUCUUCGAAGGCAGUGACACCACAUCCACAAAUGAACUGCUGAUCCCCACUGUCUUGCACAGUGAAGAUAUUAUUACUGCUGAACUGCAGCCCCCCACGACACUUGGCAGUGGCAACAAGGCUGCCAACGAUGAACCACCGCAUCCCACCAUCUUGGAUUCUCUCGAUGUCACAUCCACUAGUGAGCUGCUGCCUCCCAGCAACCCUGGCAGUUGCGACACUAAUAUUGAUGUCUUGCACAGUGACGAUAUUAUUACUGCUGAACUGCAGCCCCCCACGGCACUGGGCAGUGGCAACAAGGCUGCCAACGAUGAACCAAAGCAUCCCACCAUCUUGGAUGCUCUCGAUGCCACAUCCACUCCUGACCUGAUUCUGCCUACCGCCUUGGGCACUGGCAAUACUAUUCCUGCUGAGUCACUGCCACCUACCACCUUGGGCAAGUUCAACAACGCUGCCAAUAAUGAAGUAUUGAAUCUCACCAUCUUCCAGGAUGGUGUCACCACCGCUGAAUUAUCUUCAUUGCUCCAUGCAGCUGAUGUUGCACCAUCAGCCCUACAGGGUGCGAUUCUCACUGGCCCUCCCCCAAAGCAGGCGUUCCCUAAGAUUUCCAAAAAGAAAAGUCCAUCUGGUCAGCUGGUGUAUCUUCAAGGCCCUCCACCUUUUCCCGCUUUUGCAAAUAAAAUGUAA